Messenger RNA from Bombus pascuorum, 1558 nucleotides. RefSeq names its product pachytene checkpoint protein 2 homolog (gene pch2). The transcript is spliced from 6 exons. NCBI's taxonomy places the organism in Eukaryota, Metazoa, Arthropoda, Insecta, Hymenoptera, Apidae. Gene Ontology annotation, molecular function: ATP hydrolysis activity; ATP binding. Bases 207 to 1448 code for a protein of 413 amino acids. The record is from RefSeq and is a predicted model, not a curated record. Gene Ontology annotation, biological process: meiotic recombination checkpoint signaling; reciprocal meiotic recombination. Gene Ontology annotation, cellular component: chromosome; nucleus.
UUCCUCUCUUUUUUCUUCUAUCUUUAUGUAUUUGACAAUUGGUUGGAAACACCUGCGUAAUCAGUUUCAAAUUACAUUUUGAAUUUUUGAUUGUUCUGAAGUAUGCAGUUUGGUAUUUUUCUUAAGGUCUUACCUCUGUAUUAAAAAGAUUUUAAAUCAAUUCCUAAAGUGUUGGAAAAGUGUCGAAAGAAAAAAGCUAAAAUAAAAUGGAAGGAACCGAUGUUCUGCACGUGGAAAUCUGUCAAAAUAUCGACAGCACACUUUCUAUAGAAAAAAUAGAGAAUUUAGUAUAUGCUGAAAUAAAUGCAUUAGAGGAUAUUGCUUUAGAUACCAUUAUGUAUGGAAAAGACCUGGCAAACUCUACUUUACAGACUCAUAUUGAUUCUAUAAUAUGCACUUGCAGUCAUGGAGAGAGAACUCACAUGAAAGUGCAAGGAGCUACUCUAAAGUUUCAUGUAUAUAGAUUAACUGCAGAGUUUGCAGCUACAGAGACAAUGGAAAAUGACGGAGAAACUCUUGCAGCCUCAUCCCAUUGGGUAUUACCAUCACAAGAAUUUCAUUAUUUAUGGGAGAGCCUUUAUUUUGAUUCCAACAUAAAGGAUAACCUACUUCACUUUGUAGAAACAGCAAUGAUAUUUGCAGACCAUAAUAUUAAUACUAACAUCAUAAGUUGGAACAAAGUGGUACUAUUACAUGGGCCACCAGGUACAGGAAAAACUAGUUUAUGUAAAGCCCUUGCUCAGAAGGCUGCUAUUCGUUUAGGUAAUAGAUUUACACAUGGCGAAUUUGUUGAGAUAAAUAGCCAUAGUUUAUUUUCAAAGUGGUUUUCAGAGAGUGGUAAAUUGGUCGUGAAAUUAUUCAAUGAAAUAAAAAGUCUUUUAGAAAAUCCGCAAGCAUUAGUUUGUGUCUUGAUCGAUGAGGUAGAAUCCCUGGCACAUAGCCGGAAAUCUUAUAAUAAUGGAUCGGAACCCACUGAUUCCAUAAGAGUAGUGAAUGCCUUAUUAACGCAACUAGAUCAAAUAAAACGAUAUCCAAAUAUUUUAAUUUUAACAACUAGUAAUUUAUCAGAGGCCGUUGACAUAGCAUUCGUCGAUAGAACAGAUAUGAAGCAAUAUAUUGGACCUCCUUCGCAUCAAGCUAUAUACAAAAUUUAUACUUCCUGUCUUAAAGAAUUAAUGAGGACAAAACUAAUGGAACCAGAAGAAAUUUAUGAUUUAUCAUGCUUAAAAAAGAUGGGCUAUGAAGAAACAUUUCAGACAAAGAACAGUCUUAAAUUAAUGGAGCUCAGUCAAGAGAGCGAGAACUUAAGUGGACGAGUUUUAAGAAAAAUACCAUUUUUAGCUCAUGCUUUCCAUUUGAAAACAAAAAAGUGUACUCUAAGUCGAUUUUUAAGAGCCAUGCACAUAGCGAUUGAAAGAGAAAAGGAAAAUACAGAAGAGAUAUUCUAAGAGGUAUUUUUCUCUAAUUCUUGGACCCUUUUUACUUUUCUAAUGUACUUAGUCUUAACUCGAUGAAAGAUUUAGUAUUUUAUUUAUUUAAUACUUUUCAUACCAUACAU